Scophthalmus maximus (turbot) is the source of this 2816-nucleotide messenger RNA. RefSeq names its product tuftelin interacting protein 11 (gene tfip11). Lineage: Eukaryota; Metazoa; Chordata; Actinopteri; Pleuronectiformes; Scophthalmidae. Gene Ontology annotation, molecular function: nucleic acid binding. Bases 151 to 2658 code for a protein of 835 amino acids. The record is from RefSeq and is a predicted model, not a curated record. The transcript is spliced from 15 exons. Gene Ontology annotation, biological process: spliceosomal complex disassembly. Gene Ontology annotation, cellular component: U2-type post-mRNA release spliceosomal complex.
GACAUUUCCGGGGUUCAACUUUUGGCAGAACACCGACAGUAACCGGAAGUACUUGUGUUUUCGUGUGUAAAACAAAGUAGCUAACUGCUGUUAGCUAGAUUGUCUCUAAUUACUGCUACAGAGGAAACAAUGCACAUCUAAUCUCCAAAGAUGUCCAUGUCUCACCUGUACGGACGGAGAGGGGAGGCAGAGGAGGAAGGUGUGGAGAUAGAGAGCUUUGAGGUGACAGACUGGGACCUGGCCAAUGAGUUCAACCCAGACCGCCGCAGACACAAGCAGACCAAGGAGCAGGCCACCUAUGGCAUCUGGGCUGACAGAGACUCCGACGAGGACGAGAGGCCUAGCUUUGGAGGCCAGAGAUCUAAAGACUACUCUGCACCAGUGAACUUUGUGAGUGCUGGUCUGCGUAAGACUGCAUCUGAGGAGAAACAACAGCUAAAAGAAGAAGGAGACUCGAAUGAUUCUGAUGACGAUGCCCCUUCAGCACCUUCCCCUCCUCGCAGCACUGCACCUAAAAAACUGCAGAUGCAGGGUAAUUUCCAAAGGAACCAGUCUCAGAGGUUUGCAGGUGGCAUACAGUCUGGAAAAGGCAUCGGUACCUGGGAGAAGCACACAAAGGGAAUUGGACAGAAGCUACUGCAGAAAAUGGGCUACCAACCAGGCAGAGGCUUGGGCAAGAAUGCUCAAGGUAUUAUAAACCCUAUUGAGGCAAAGCUUCGUAAAGGCAAGGGAGCAGUGGGUGCUUAUGGCAAUGAGCGAACCCAGCAGAGUCUUCAGGAUUUUCCUGUGGUCGACUCAGAAGAAGAAGAGGAAAAGGAGUUUCAGAAAGAGCUCGGCCAGUGGCGUAAGGAUCCUGUAGGGUCUGGCGGAAAGAAGAAACCCAAGUAUUCCUACAGAACUGUAGAUGAGCUGAAGGCAAAAGGCAAAUUGGUGGGGCGGAGCACAGCAGCAUCAGCUGGAGAGCUGGCACAGGUCAAGGUAAUCGAUAUGACUGGAAGAGAGCAAAAGGUAUACUACAGUUACAGUCAGAUGUCCAACAAGCACAGCGUCCCAGAUGAAGGUCCACCCAGCAUGUCCACGAGGGAUCAGAAAGGAUCUGGCUUUGCUUUGCCUGAGCUCGAACAUAACCUACAGCUACUGAUAGACCUCACUGAACAGGACAUAUUACAGUCUGCCAGACGUCUCCAGCAUGAAAAAGAUGUAGUUGUGUCUCUGAGCCACGAGUCACGAGCACUGCAGACCAGACUGGAUGCUGAGCAAGAUUCCAUCCAGAGAAUGGAGGCCGUACUAGCGCUCGUUGAGCGUUUUCCUUCUGGCGAGACUGCACCUGGGGAGGGAACCACCUUGCAGGAAUGUGCCCGCAUCUUUGAGACUUUACAAACAGAUUAUUAUGAAGAAUACAAGACAAUGGGAUUGUCAGACUUGGCUGUAGCUGUUGUGCAUCCAUUACUCAAAGAGAAACUUUGUUCCUGGGACCCACUGAAGGACAGCUCCUAUUGUCUGGAAGACAUUGGCCAAUGGAGAGCAAUCCUUGAAACGAGAGGCCUCCAUUCCAGUGCACCAGAUUCAAAUAUGGACCCAUACCACCGACUCCUGUGGGAAGUGUGGAUCCCAGUGAUUCGGUCCUCUGUGUCAUGCUGGCAGCCACGUAUGGUCGGUCCAAUGGUGGAUUGUGUAGAUAUGUGGGCGCCUCUUCUUCCCCUGUGGAUCCUGGAUAACAUUUUGGAGCAGCUGAUCUUACCACGGCUACAGCGAGAGGUGGAUAACUGGAACCCUUUAACUGACACCGUGCCCAUUCACUCCUGGAUCCACCCGUGGCUCCCUCUGCUCCAAUCACGUCUAGAGCCUCUGUACCCGCCCAUCAGGAGCAAACUUUCUAAUGCAUUGCAGCGGUGGCAUCCCAGUGACACCUCGGCCCGCCUCAUCCUGCAACCAUGGAAAGAUGUUUUCACGGCAGGUGCAUGGGAGGCCUUCAUGGUGAAAAACAUAAUUCCAAAGCUAGCUUUGUGUCUGGAGGAGCUAGUUAUCAACCCUCACCAGCAGCAGAUGGAGCCAUUUCACUGGGUGAUGGACUGGGAGGGAAUGCUGUCCCCCUCCAGCCUUGUGUCACUGCUAGACAAAAACUUCUUUACAAAGUGGUUGCAGGUGCUGUGUUCGUGGUUGAGCAACAGUCCUAACUAUGAGGAAAUCACUAAAUGGUACCUUGGUUGGAAAAGCAUGUUCAGUGAUGUCUUGUUGGCACAGCCACUCAUAAAAGAGAAGUUCAAUGAAGCUUUGGACAUCAUGAACCGUGCAGUGUCUUCAGGCAUGGGUGGAUAUAUGCAACCUGGUGCAAGGGAGAACAUUGCAUAUCUCACACAGACGGAGAGACGAAAGGACUUCCAGUAUGAAGCAAUGCAAGAGCGCAGGGAUGCUGAGAGUGUGGCUCACAGGGGCAUCAGCACCGGUGGUCCAACCAACUUUAAAGAUCUCAUCCAGACCAAGGCAGAGGAAAACAACAUUGUCUUUAUGCCCAUAGUGGCCAAACGGCAUGAGGGCAAACAGCUGUACACAUUUGGGCGUAUUGUCAUCUACAUAGAUCGAGGGGUUGUGUUUGUGCAAGGAGAGAAGACUUGGGUGCCCACCUCUUUGCAGAGUCUCAUAGAUAUGGCCAAGUGAGGGCGGACUGACUGAUUCCUUGGUCUGCCAAGGAAGAAAACAGGGCAAAUGUUUUAUGUAACUUCAGUGUACUUUAUUUUCUUUAUGAUGUGACUUCGUAAAUUUUGUAAAAUCUUAAAAGUGUCAUUGCAAAUGUGAAUAAAUCAAGUUGGAAUAUA